Molecule: messenger RNA, 6672 nt
Organism: Plasmodium malariae
Lineage: Eukaryota; Apicomplexa; Aconoidasida; Haemosporida; Plasmodiidae
Product: zinc finger protein, putative
Exons: 4
Coding region: 1-6672 (2223 amino acids)
Molecular function (GO): metal ion binding
Source: RefSeq, a predicted model, not a curated record
AUGUGUAAAUACGCAUUGAUAAACAAGUGCGACAGAGGAGAGAACUGCACAUUUGCCCAUGAUAUAAGCGAGCUAAGAAUAAAACCUGAUAUGAGAAAAACGAAGUUGUGUAAGAGCUACAUUCUAGGUAAGUGUACCGACCAUAAUUGUAUAUAUGCCCACUCGGUUAAUGAGCUCAGGGAAGUUGGGAAGCCUGCCAUUUGUCAGCUGCAUAGAGAAGGUGCGGAUGAUAACAUGAACAACGACAGAAUUAUCAACAAUAUCAACAAAAAUAGAAAUAAGAAUAGCAAUAAGAAUAGCAAUAAGAAUAGCAAUAAGAAUAGCAAUAAGAAUAGCGAUAAUAAAAGCAAUAAGAAUAGCAAUAAGAAUAGCAAUAAGAAUAGCGAUAAUAAAAGCAAUAAGAAUAACUUUAAGAUUAAGGGUAGAUGCAUUAAGGGAAACCAGUGCCGCUUUGCCCACUCGAUAAAUGAUAUAAACACAAAGUUGGUUCAAUUUUACGACAGUGAAGAGAACAUGACUGAAGCAGAAGUAGAAGCAGAAAUAGAAGCAGAAAGUAGUAGCAUAUCAAAUUUCAUUAAUUGUUUACACACGAUAAACAAUGAAAAGCCGACCAAGAUAAAUAGGAUAAAAGGAUAUGAAGAUAUAAUAAGAAGAGAAAGUAGUGGGGAAGUUUUAGAUCCUAUGAAUGCAAAAAGAAAGAGUGAAUUAUGGGAAGUAAAUAUUAACAGGAAUAAUAAUGACACUAGCUCAUAUUCAUCCGUUUUUUCCAACUCGAGCAAUACAUAUAACAAUAGUAACGGUAAUAAUAAUAGUAGUAACGACAGCAAUAAUAAUAUUAACAGUAACAAUAGUAAUAUUAAUAAUCGUAAUAAUAACAACAGGAACAGCGAUAACAACUGGAACAGUAAUAAUAGUAAUCUUGUGGGACACGAUAAAACGAACAAUACCAUUGUGAGGAGUAUGAAUAGAGCAAGUUUAGUAAGACAUUCAUCCCCCUGCAAUAUUUUGCUGAAUGAGCAUAUAAGCCCCCCUCUGUUAUAUAGAAAAGAGAAAAAAGAAAAUUUUUUUUUGAAUCAUAAAAAUUUAAAAAAUACUAAAUUGUGUGCUAUAAGUAUUGGUCCCAGUAACAGCAGCAAGAAGAACAAUAACAACGGUGGAAAUAAUAGCGGCAAUAACAACAGCGGUAAUAACAAUAUCGGCGGAACUAAUAGUAAUGGAAGCAACAGUGGGUGUAACAACCAGUACUCGUCUUAUGAUCAUGACAACCUGUUGUUAGGGAGAAGCAGCAGCAAGAAGAAUAGUCUUUUACCGCAAAGUGUUAACAGCAGAUCGGGCAUAAGGAGCAUGAAAAAGGGAUCGAUCAGUGUUCACUACAGUGGUCAUACUAAUACAAACAAUAAUAGAAAUUAUAGCAUGCAUAGUAGCAGUAGAAACAUGGUAAACAGACGCAUAAAUGAGAAUGUAGUAGCGGCUUCAAAUGGAAACGCAGUAGCAGAUUGGGAUGAAAACAUGGUAUCCCCUUUAAAUUUGCAAUCGUUUUUAUCUUUUAAUUUCCCUGAACGAUCAGAAAAUAACAACUCAAAUAAUAGUGUAAAUAGCAGGAAUAACAAGAUGAAUGGUCGAGAUAUCAUAAGUUAUGAACUAAUGAAAAACUUAGAUAAAAUAGAAAGAAGUUUAAAAGAUUGUUUAACGGUAGAUACUAAUAAAGAGUGCUCUUCUUGGUAUAAUUCUCCUGGGAAUGUUAUUGUUGAUGAUGAUGAUGUACAUGAUAUUCGUAGUAAUAGAGAUAUAGUGAAUAACUCGGGAAAUAGUUUAUUACUUAACUACAAUAUGUGUAAUAAAAAUCAAAAGAGUAUGUUCAACUUAAAUGAGUUCAUUUCUAAUACUAAUUGUCUUAACAGUAGAGGAAAUGUAUGCAGUAUGACAGAUGAUCAGGUAUAUAUGAACAAAGAUAUAUUAAUGCACGACAGAUUUUCUACGAACAACUUGAACAAGAACGACAUUUCCGCGUCAACGUUACGUACCUCUGAAGAGUUAAACGAAAAAGAGGAAGAAGGAAAGUUUAGUCUGUUGUACAACUACAGCGAAAAGGGGAUAACUGGUUCGAGUAAGAAGCGGAGUAGGGGUGUGUGUAUCGGUACUAGCGAUGCACCCAUAAGUAAUACAAGCAGUGAAUGCGCAGUAGGUGAAUGCGCAGUAGGUGAAUGCGUAGUAGGUGAAUGCGCAGUAGAUGGUUGUACAGUAGGUGGUUGUGCAGUAAGUGCUAGCUCACGAAGUUGCGGGCAAAGGAUAACAGGUAAUGAUACUAGCACUAAUAACAACAACAGAAGUGGGCAUGGGAAUAUACUCAGCAUAAUGAGUAAAAAUAAUGCCUCUUUAAACUACUACUAUAAUAUGGAUAAAUCGUUGAAGUAUUCUGGGGGAUUCAUAUCAUAUAAGGAGGGGAAUCAAGUGGACGAGACGAUGAAUACUAGUUGUAGUAUCAUUGGAGGAAAUCCCAGUCUUACGGACGAUGCGAGAGUGAACAUUGCUCCAUCUGAAAGUGCUGAGGAUGUAGCAAAUUUUUCCAAUGAUGUGAAAAAAGGCUUAAAAAAGGGAAGCGAAAAGGAUGGAGAUGUGGAUGUAAAUGUAGAUUUAGAUUCAGAUUUAGAUGUAGAUGCAGAUGUAGAUGCUGAUGCAGAUGUAGAUGCAGAUAUAGAUUUAGUAAUAACGAAAGGACAGAGAAGAAAAGACGACAAGUGCAUGAUGCACCUUUUCUAUGAUAGUAGUAUAGCGUCAAAUACCAAAUCCAACGUUGACAGUAUGAAGAAACCAUUCGAGAACACUGAAAGUUUUAAUUAUUAUAUGAAUGUGGAAAGUGAAAAGACGAAGCAGCAGUUCUUUGGGAGUUUUAGUACAUAUCUAAAUGAAAAGGAAAAAAUUAAGAACAGUUUGCAUACCACAGAUAAUAAUAUCACUGAUGGUAACGAAUUAGGGAGUGCAUACAAAUAUGAAAGUCAAACAAAUGAAGAAGGAGUAGAAGAGCAUUGUGAUGAGAGUAGCACUUUAAAAAGGAGUAAAACGAAUGAGAGUAUAAUAUAUUGUAAAUCUAUGGGAGAUGGAAGGAAUGCAACUAUUAGUCUGAUAGAUGAUGGAAAUCAAGCAGAGGGGAAGGGAAACAGCUGUAAUGAAAGGUACUCACAGGGGGAGGAACACAGAGAAAUGGAAGAACAGCACAAUAUGAUGGAGGAGAAGAGAAAUACGAUGGAGGAAAAAUCCUAUCGAAGUGAUGAUACUUAUAGGAAGAGAAACGAAGAGGAGGAAAGAGAAAGCGAGAAUAAGUUGAACAUGGAGGACAUUAAGAACAAUCCAGCCAUAUAUAAUUUCGAAAAAGAAAUAUUAGAUAAUGAUAUAUCAUCUGUAUUAGAAUAUAAACCCAUGAUCAACAAUAUGAACCAUGUAAAGUGUGUAAACUGUGUAAACUGUGUAAACUAUGAUGACUUAGUUAAUGAUGUUUGUAAUAAGGAGGAACAAUCGAGGAAGCACAUAAAAUGUGGGAAUAAUAUAAUGAAAGAAGUAAGCUAUGAGAAUUUUGACAAAAUAUUUGUAUCUGAAAAUAAUGAAUAUGUAAGUGGUGCAUUUAAUAACAACAAGUGGAAUGGUAGCGAUGAUAUGAAUAAAAGAAACCAUCUAAAGGGGCUCAUAAAAUAUAUGAACCAUUUAAAUAUAAAUAAUGGACCUUUUGUGCACGCAAAUGGAAAUGAUGUACAUGUUGCAUGUGAAAAAAGCAAUAGAGGGUUUACUAUCAAGAAUGAUGACUGUUCCUGUUUAGCAGGUGCCGACAAUAAUGGUGGUUCGAACAGGAGUUAUUUGAACGGAGGAAGUGUGAUCGGCAGAGAUAUAAACUAUGGUAAGAUAAACAAACGUAGCAGUGAUGAUAUUCAUAAUGGUAGUAGUAACAGCAAUGAGAAUGAAUCGAGUAGGUACAACUUUAGGAAUGACGAGGAGAAUAGCAGCGCGAGGACUGAUAAGAAUAGCAGUGCCACUCGGGUUAGUGAUAUAAACCUUAACAACAAGGAGAAUAGUUACUACUAUGAGGAAAGAGAAACAAUAGAUUAUCAGAAGAAGACUUAUGACAGGAAAGAUUCUAUCUGUACACGAAAUGAUGAAAGUAUUAUUAAUAGCGUCUUUAACGCUGUUGCUGGGGUUAUUCAUAGUUACAAGAAUAGGGAUAAUGCUUCCAAUGAAGUCGGUAAUGCUUCCAAUGAAGUCGGUAAUGCUUCCAAUGAAGUCGGUAAUGCUUCCAAUGAAGUCGUCGGUAAUUCUUCCAGUCAAAUCGGUAAUGCUUCCAGUCAAAUCGGUAAUUCUUCCAACCUAGUGGGUGAUACACUCCACAUGUCCACAUUCGUUACAAAUACGAAUAGUAAUAUUUUAAUGAGUUUAUUAAAUGAUAGAAUUGCACAGAACGGGGGAAAUGCAAAUUCUUAUAAAGGGAGUGUAGAAAUAGGUACCAAUGGAAAUAUACUUACGGAUGUAGUCUAUGAGGAAAAUAAGCAUGUGAGGAAUUACAAUAAUGAUCGAUCAAAUAUGAUGGUAAGUGAAUAUGGUAGUGGUAGUAGUGGUACCGCUGUAAGUGUAAAAGUUAGUGGUGGUAGGAGCGGGGGUGGCCAGAAUAGAGUGAAAGAAGAAAUAUACGCUUAUAACAAUGACAAUAAGUACAUAAAAGAAAUAGAAGAGGAGCAGACCAACCCCUGUUUUUACAAUAACAGUAAGGAAGAGAAUGAACAUUUUUCAAAUUACAAUAUUUUGGAGUUGUAUGACGAAACAAAAAGUUUUAUAUAUUCAAACAGGACGAACAGAAAAGAAGGAGAAGAAGAAGAGGAUGACAGUAACGCAUUUUGUUAUAAUUAUAAAAUUCCGAGUGUUGUAUCUAUAAUGAAUAAUAAAAGAAUUGAUAAUAGGGAUUGUUAUAAUGUCAAUGAUAGAAAAGACAUAAAGAAUAAUUCUUUUAAUCAUAUUGCUUCUUACGUUAAAAGGGAAGAGAGUAGUAUAGGUAAAGAAGCAGAAGCUAGUGGAAAUGCGCAAAAUGAAAAAAAGAAUAAUAUUCCUAUUGUCAACAUAGGAGAUCCCAAAAUAGUAGACUCUGUAAAGAGUAAGGAUCACGUACUGACGUAUGAUAAAAAUUUGAAAAAGGAAAAAAAUGCAAUUCCGUUUGUGGACAUAGUUAGGGAUAAAGCUACAAAUAAUAGCGUUUGGAUGAGGGCAGGUAAGAAUAGAAUAUAUGAUAUAGACCUGAACUGUUUAUUGUCAGUGGGUUGUUCUGGAGUGGAUGAGCAUAACGAGAAUAACAAGAAUAGUCAGAAUAGCCAUAAUAGUCAGAACAAUCAGAAUAGUCAGAACAAUCAGAAUAGUCAGAACAGCCGGAAUAGUCAGAACAAUAGUCAGAACAAUCAGAAUAGUCAAAACAGCCGGAAUAGUCAGAACAAUCAGAAUAGUCAGAACAGCCGGAAUAGUCAGAACAGUCAGAAUAGUCAGAACAAUCAGAAUAGUCAGAACAGCCGAAAUAGUCAGAAUAGUUAUUUGAACAAACUUGACACAAAAGAUUUCUUUUUUUACCGCAUGAACAAUUUCGAAACGUCGUCCAUAUCAAAUAACACAAACACAGGUACGACUGGCGGAGCGAACAAUCCUUUUUUUUUUAAUAAUAAUAAUAAAAAUAAGGGUAAUAUUAUGAAUAAAGACAAUAUUAUGAACAAAAGUAAUAUUAUGAAUAAAGACAAAAUUUUGGACAAAGAUGAAACUAAUAAUUUUUAUGCUAAUGAUAGCGUACUACAUUGUACCAUUAUGCAGGAAAAAGGAAUUUUCAGUGAUAACAACUUUGAUAGUAUAGAUACACAUAUAAAUGAGGAUGCAGAUAAUUACGUAAACGCUGUCAGUGCAUCUGUAGAUGAAAGAAAUCUCUUUGUUAACAGCGAUGCAGUUACUGGAGCUGGUACUGGUACUGAUACUAUUAAUGCAGGCGCUACUGCUACAAGUAAUGCUACAAAUGAUAAAAACAACUCCAAGUCAAAUUUUUUAACGAAUGAUGUGUUUGCACAAAGCGGAGGAAAUGUGCUUGUCGAUUCGUAUGAUGGAAAGGGAUGUGAUGUAGGGAGAUACAUGUAUGACGAUAAUUUGUUUUAUAACAGUGCUUAUGGAAACAGUAGAUAUGGAAGUAGUGUGUAUGAAGACAGUAUGUAUGUCAACCAUGUGAAUGAGAAAGGGCAUAAUAGUAAUAGUCAUCUGGGUAAAAACAAGAUACCCUUUUUCGAUUUUAUGAAAGAUGGCUACCAUACCUUUUUGGAAAGUAAUACAAAUAAUGGUAAUACAAAUAAUGGUAAUACAAAUAAUGGUAAUACAAAUAAUGGUAAUACAAAUAAUGGUAAUACAAAUAAUAAUAAUAACAGUGCGUUACUAUUAUCAUCCUCUUCCUUGUCUUUAUUCAAUUGCAAUGUACCCGAAAAUGAGGAGGAAGACACUACUGAUAAGUGGGCGAUGGAAAAUAGUGUAUUCCGAAGUACUGCUUUAAAUAAUAAUUCCUCUUGUUAUGAUAACUUUUCCUUUGAAAAUAAAUAUUUUUCUAAUGAUGAUGACGGUUUUUGUGUUGACUAUUCGCCAGGCUUGAACUUUAGCUUUUUAAACAAAAAUGAGUAG